Messenger RNA from Pieris brassicae (large cabbage white), 4981 nucleotides. RefSeq lists its product as uncharacterized. Gene Ontology annotation, molecular function: protein binding; GTPase activator activity. The record is from RefSeq and is a predicted model, not a curated record. Gene Ontology annotation, cellular component: cytoplasm. The transcript has 16 exons. The coding region runs from base 199 to 2967 and encodes 922 amino acids. Gene Ontology annotation, biological process: activation of GTPase activity; regulation of small GTPase mediated signal transduction. Lineage: Eukaryota; Metazoa; Arthropoda; Insecta; Lepidoptera; Pieridae.
ACAUUUUUAGUAAGAAGUUUUAGUAAAAGUGAAAGUGAGCACGAUGAACCUUCCCCGCUGUAUGACAACAACCAUUACCACGAGGAAUGUCUGCGUUGCAACUCCUGUGGAUUGAACCUCACUGGACCCAAUCAGAAACGUGCGAGGCGUUUCAAGAAUCAUAUACUCUGCGAUCUACACUUCGCAGACGUAGCGCUGAUGGAGUGUAGCGACUUUAUGCAACAGCUUCGCAGCUUCAAACCCCAGUCGCUGGGCUGUGCAGUCGCCAGGCGGAAGUCAUCGACCACAUUAAUAUUCCCUCUACCACCGCAAGCGUGCUCAGAUGAAUUCUGUGAAGAAUAUCCACAUAACUUGAUACCAACGCCUGGCUACUGGAUCGAGUGCUCAAGACAGAAGAUCGCGACAGACACAAUAUGGGACGAAUCCGAAUCGGAACAUGACAGUGGACCAGACAGAGAAAAUGAUAAUGACCGUUACCAUAGAUCCGGUUCCCUUGACGAAGCGGCGGAAGACAGCAGUGACAAUGGCGGAAGUACGCCCAAAAAGAAAACCGCGAUUGAGGAACAAUGGGAGAGGUCGGGAGGCUUCGAACUGACCUCCGUGGAACAGGAGACAUAUGAAAAGUACUUUUAUGGAACUGAACAUUGGAACUACUUCACAAAUGAUGAAGAUCUUGGACCUGUGAUAUUGUCUAUUAAGCAAGAAACUCUGAACAACAGGGACCAGUUUAGGAUUUUAGUUCGAGCAAUAAGUUACACAGUGCAUGGUUUGAUCCCGGCAUCAUGUGUGUUCGCGGACCGGUACAAUCGUGAAGAAGUCGUGAGGUCUCUGGGAAAGGAGGUUAAUAUAAACCCACCACUUAUGCUGGGACAGCUGCCCGACACACCUGAGGAAUUAUUGAAACUCGAUCAGGUAUUCAUCAAGUCGGAGCUAAAAGUCGGAGUUAUUUACGUCAAAGAGAACCAGUACACUGAAGAGGAAAUAUUGGAUAAUAAUGAAAAUUCGCCGCUCUUCGAGGAAUUCCUACAAGUGCUUGGUGAAAAAGUACGAUUAAAAGGUUUUGACAGAUAUAAAGGUGGUUUGGACACUGUACACGAUUUGACCGGACUAUAUUCAGUGUACACUAACUGGCGAAGCAUAGAAAUAAUGUUUCACGUGUCAACACUGUUACCGUAUGAGAGACACGAUCCUCAAAAGUUACAAAGAAAACGCCAUAUUGGGAACGAUAUUGUGUGCGUCGUGUUCCUCGAAGCUGACAACACUGCGUUCUCACCCGCUUGUAUCAAAAGUCAUUUUCUGCAUACAUUUAUUUUAGUGAGAGUGGCAACAAAAUCGAAAAAGCGACCAACAAGAUAUGAAGUUUCCGUCGUAACUCGUGAUGAAGUGGGUGCCUAUAAGCCUUACUUGUGGGAGCAGAGCGUCUUCGACAAAGGAGCUAUGUUCAGGGAGUGGCUAUUGACGAAAAUCGUGAACGGUGAACGAGCUUCCUACUCUGCUCCGAAGUUCGCGAGGAUGCAGGAACGCACGCGCAGCCAAAUGUUGGAAGACAUUGUUGCUAAUCUUCAGAACCACGCCGAGACCGGACAAAUACCUAAACCUUAUAGACGUGGAUCAUGGCGUCCAAUAGGCCACAUGCGGCCUUCGUCGCCAUUACUGGAUUCCGUACGUGAUCAGUUUGAAGACUACGAUCAGUUGGCUAAAGAUUUCACUAGAGUUUUUCUUAAUAAUGAACUGAAUACAGCACAGAACGCACAAUUGUUUGACGUUGUGUUCCUCGUGGGACAGUCGAAGCAGAAGACGCGGUUUAUUGGUGUAAGGGCUAUUCUUGGAGUCAGGAGUCGAGUGUUCCAAGAAAUGUUGUACGGCAUCCAAACUGGUUUCGGGUCCCCUCAAGUUCCUGUGGCGGAGCUCUUGGCCCGACCCGCGCCAACCCUACUCUCCCCUACGCCGGCUAAACAGAAAAGCAGCAACUUUUUACAAGUACCAGACAUUGAGUCACCCAGACCGAAAAGUGUCCCAAGUUCUCCGAUGGUAAAGCGCGCAUUUUCCCGCCUCGGGACCAUCACAGCAGGUUGGGGCAGAUCCAUCAGAAAACAACAUUCCCAACUUAACGCAGACGAUAAGAAGAAAUGGGCCAGUUCGCAAGAUUGUUCCAAUAAAGAGAAUAAAGAAAAGGAGAAAGAGAAGAACGCCGCUUUAGCCGUGCCAAGGUUGUCAGUAUGCGCAGAUGCGCAAAAAGUGGAUCGUGCCAAAUUAGCUCAGACUGAGUUCUCCAUAAUAGAAUUCGACCCUGAAACAUUUCGUAUCCUCUUGGACUACUUACACACGGGCAGCUGUCCUCUCACAUGCGCGUCCAUUCCGGGACUCAUAUGUGCAGCUGAGCAUUACGACUUACCAGAACUGCUGCAGGCCUGCUUCCAUCACGCCAAACAGUUUCUGAGGAUAGAAGUGGUGUGCACAAUGCUCAUAUCUCUAGAAAAUUACUACUGGAGAUACACAUCCGCCUCAGAACUAGUAAACAUGAUACUUGCAUUCAUAGAACAACGCGCCUACGCCUUAUUCCAGACACCGGAGUUCCUAAACCUCUCAGAAUCAAUGGUCCAAAUGAUUAUGUGCAGAAAUCUCGAAGUGCCCGAGGUCCGCAAAUUUGAGGCCAUGCUCAGUUGGGCGAGAAACAAAAUCAAAGCGAAAUCUGCCAACAAGACUGACGCCAAAAAUGAAUUCAAAUGCAUCAUGGAGCGGUUAGCGAGGGAUCUGAAGCUGUACAGAAUAUCACCACAAGAGUUGAUCAAAGUGGUGCUUCCUUCAAAAGCUAUCAAGAACGAGAGAAUCCUGGAGACCCUUAUGUACCAAGCUAAUUCCGGGAUGUAUAGGAUCCAAGAGGAUUAUAUCGAGGCCUGCCAACAACGUAUUCAGAAGCAAGACUCUAGAUUUUCCGAAUUCGAGAGUUUUGACUACGGCAUAUAAUGGGAGCUGUGAGGAUUAUCAGUGUAUUAGAAUAGGCACUGUCCUGCAAGAAAACUUUCGGUAAAUUUUAGUAUGGCAUAGGUCAUAAAACAAUCUUUGUAGCGUCGUUCUAUAUAGAGUCUAAACAUCCAACGUAUCUGUUAAGAGUCUGUUAACUCCAACUCAAAACUGCAUAUUAAUGUACGAGUCCGAGUGAUGAAAACGUCGAAAUUUUUCUAUCAGGCCAGUUUGGAUCGGGUUCCUCUUCCUGGAAUGUUAAGGCCUUCUAAAAGUAUUAUUGUUGUAGAUGUACUUUGUAGAAGUUCGAGAAAUAUUUGUACACUUCUCGAAUACCUAACCCUUGUUGUUGUUCAUUGAUACCUAUAUAUUUUAUACAUUGCUAGACGUGUUCAGUAUAAUCAUCUCUAUUUUUGGUACCAGAAAUUUGGAAACAUGUCGAGUACAAAAUCGUGAUCGUAGUACGCUCAGAAACUGGGGAAUAUGUAUUUUUUUAUUUAUCUUUAUGUAAACAUCGUCCUUCUUAUCGGUAUGCGCCUCCCAACGUUUUUUACCAAUAAGCCAAAUUCAGCGAGAAGAUUUAAAUAUAUCACGAAAUUAAAACCCUGUUGCAGACCAUGGCGACGGAUGUUAACGAUCAACUGGGUAGAAUUCAUGACCAUAACGUUACUUUGAUUUUCCAUAGAUUUAAUUUAAAAUGUAAUGGCUGUCUAGACAAUAAUUACAUAAAUGUAAUUACGUUGCUUAAGAACGUGGCAAUUGAAGCCAUAAUUGUUUAGUGGUAGAGUUUCUGUUGGGAGGUGUUAAAAAUGGGUUCAUCCGUUUUUAUCGGUAAGAGGGCGUGAUUUUAAAUAAACAUACUCUUAUGGGAUUAACUUUAUGAUGCGUAUUUAAUUUAAAUUGAUGAUUAACCUUAUAUCUUGAAACUAUCCGCCCUUGCAGUUAACUAAUGUUGGAAUAAUUUUGCUCAUUAUAUUAUGAAUUAGAGUUUAAUGUCCCUUUUAUUGCAAUCAAUAAGAUAAGAUCCCCAGAUUGAUCAAAAUGAUUAAUAUUUAUUACUAGCCGAGCAUUGAAGAAACGAAUUUUAAAUGGCUAGCUUUGAGUGUUCAGUGGAUAUUAGUUUUUAAAACACAAUGUAAAGCCAAAACGUUUAUUAAACACAGUGUUUCAAAAGGUAUAUUAAAAUAUAAUUAAAUAUGAAGAUCGCGAAUAUAAUAUAUUGUUAAUGGUAACUAAUACAUAUUUGUACAGACUUUUAUAAUACAUUUUGAGAACUUGGUCACUUUAUUUUGUGGCCUGUUAUGAGUAGAACGGGAAUAAUGUACGAGUGAGAGGAGAAGAGAAACGCCAUUUUGAAAUCAUUUCUUUAAUGCCUGGCUAAAGUUAGAAAUACAAAGCGACUGAUGCAUAAAUUAAACAAAAAUAUAAUGGAAUUCUAAAUGUUAGAUGUUAUAUAUUUGUGAAAAUAUGAAAAAUUGUCUAAACCUAAAUGUAAUUAACAAAGAAAAAUCAACAAAAAAAUCUUAUGUUUGUGUAGAUGAAUGUAGUACCUCUAUACCUAUACUUUCGAUACUUUGACAAAACCAUCCUUUCAUUUAUUUAUACAUCACCUAGGUUCUAUAUGGAAAAAAAAAUAUUCGUUAUUUCUAUGUAUACGUAUAUUUACGUGGAAUUCGACAGAAAAAAAAUCUACUGCUUGUGGCAAUUACGAAUUGUAAUUUUCUUAUAGAACCCAGUGUAAAAUUAGAUUUUAUACUAAUAACCAAUAAGUAAAGCUUUAAAAUCUAUUAUACCUGUGUGCCUACUAUGUAAACAAUCGUGGUUUUUAGCGCCUGACACCAAGAACGUGCGUCGUAAUAGCAACAUGCAAUGAAAUUCAUGCAGGCGCUUUCGUCCCUGAUAGUGUCAUUUUUACGCCCUCUUCCUUGUUUUAAAACUGCUUUUUCUAUCAUCAAAUUUGUAUACUGGCAAUAAAUGUCUUAGUGUUCCAGAACCGCAUAUAUAAAAUUAAAAGUUA